CUUGGAUCCGCGGGACGAGAAAAUUCAUGCGUACUGUGAGGAAAGGACACGACUCUAUGGUGAGGACUGAUGGACAUACAUUAUCUGAGAAAAGAAACUACCAGCCUCCAGCUCUGAGCUUUCCAAUUCCCAGAGUAGCAAAUGUUGAAAGAAGUUGCACGGGUGACAAACAGCAUGUUUGGUGCUUCAAGAAAGAAGUUUGUAGAGGGGGUCGACAGUGACUACCAUGAUGAAAACAUGUACUACAGCCAAUCUUCUAUGUUUCCACAUCGGUCAGAAAAAGAUAUGCUGGCAUCACCAUCUACAUCAGGUCAGCUGUCUCAGUUUGGGGCAAGUUUAUACGGGCAACAAAGUGCACUAGGCCUUCCAAUGAGGGGGAUGAGCAACAAUACCCCUCAGUUAAAUCGCAGCUUAUCACAAGGCACUCAGUUACCGAGCCACGUCACGCCAACAACAGGGGUACCAACAAUGUCACUUCACACGCCUCCAUCUCCAAGCAGGGGUAUUUUGCCUAUGAAUCCUAGGAAUAUGAUGAACCACUCCCAGGUUGGUCAGGGCAUUGGAAUUCCUAGCAGGACAAAUAGCAUGAGCAGUUCAGGGUUAGGUAGCCCCAGCAGAAGCUCGCCAAGCAUAAUAUGUAUGCCAAAGCAGCAGCCUUCUCGACAGCCUUUUACUGUGAACAGUAUGUCUGGAUUUGGAAUGAACAGGAAUCAGGCAUUUGGAAUGAAUAACUCCUUAUCAAGUAACAUUUUUAAUGGAACAGAUGGAAGUGAAAAUGUGACAGGAUUGGACCUUUCAGAUUUUCCAGCAUUAGCAGACCGAAACAGAAGGGAAGGAAGUGGUAACCCAACUCCAUUAAUAAAUCCCUUGGCUGGAAGAGCUCCUUAUGUUGGAAUGGUAACAAAGCCAGCAAAUGAGCAAUCCCAGGAUUUCUCAAUACACAACGAAGAUUUUCCAGCAUUACCUGGUUCCAGCUAUAAAGAUCCAACGUCAAGUAAUGAUGACAGUAAAUCUAGUUUGAAUACAUCUGGCAAGACAACUUCAAGUACAGAUGGACCCAAAUUCCCUGGAGAUAAAAGUUCAACAACACAAAAUAAUAACCAGCAGAAAAAAGGGAUCCAGGUGUUACCUGAUGGCCGGGUUACUAACAUUCCUCAAGGGAUGGUGACGGACCAAUUUGGAAUGAUUGGCCUCUUAACAUUUAUCAGGGCAGCAGAGACAGACCCAGGAAUGGUACACCUUGCAUUAGGAAGUGACUUAACAACAUUAGGCCUCAAUCUGAACUCUCCUGAAAAUCUCUAUCCCAAAUUUGCAUCACCCUGGGCAUCUUCACCUUGUCGACCUCAAGACAUAGACUUCCAUGUUCCAUCUGAGUACUUAACGAACAUUCACAUUAGGGAUAAGCUGGCUGCAAUAAAACUUGGUCGAUAUGGAGAAGAUCUUCUCUUCUAUCUUUAUUACAUGAAUGGAGGAGACGUAUUACAACUUUUAGCUGCAGUAGAGCUCUUUAACCGUGAUUGGAGAUACCACAAAGAAGAACGAGUAUGGAUUACCAGGGCACCAGGCAUGGAGCCAACAAUGAAAACUAAUACAUACGAGAGGGGAACAUAUUACUUCUUUGACUGUCUUAACUGGAGGAAAGUAGCUAAGGAGUUCCAUCUGGAAUAUGACAAAUUAGAAGAACGGCCUCACCUGCCAUCCACCUUCAACUACAACCCUGCUCAGCAAGCCUUCUAAAAAGACUUCCCUUUUCUUGGGGUAUGGCUGUCUCAGCACAAUACUCAACAUAACUGCAGAACUGAUGUGGCUCAGGCACCCUGGUUUUAAUUCGUUGAGGAUCUGGCAAUUGGCUUAUGCAAAGGGUCACCAUUUUGAGGUCCUGCCUUACUAAUUAUGUGCUGCCCAACAUCUAAAUUUGUUAAUUUGUUUUUCUCUAAUUUGAGCAGGGUCUGAAUUUUUUCAUUUAUUUUCUUUUUGCCAGCAGACAGACUUGGUCUGUAAAGACACGCAAGUACACUGACAAGUUUACCAGUUACUUUCUAAAAUGUAAGAAAGAAAACCCACAAAAGACUCAACAAAAUUAGACCACAAAAUUUGCAUUGUUCAUUGUAGCACUAUUGGUAAUAAAAUAACAAAUGUUUGUGCAUUUUUAUGUGAAGAUCCUUCUCGUGUUUCAUUUGGAAAGAUGAGCAAGGUCUGCUCCCUUCAUUUUACUUCCCCUUCUGUUUUUGAAAGGCAGUUUCGCCAAGCUUAAUGCAGAAUAUCUGACUGUUUAGAAGAAAGAUAUUGCCACAAUCUCUGGAUGGUUUCCAGGGUUGUGUUAUUACUGAGCUUCAUCUUUCCAGAAUGAGCAAAACACUGUCCAGUCUUUGUUACAAUUUUGUAAUAAAUGUGUACAUUUUUUUUAAAUUUUUGGACAUCACAUGAAUAAAGGUAUGUAUGUACGAAUGUGUAUAUAUUAUAUAUAUGACAUCUAUUUUGGAAAAUGUUUGCCCUGCUGUACCUCAUUUUUAGGAGGUGUGCAUGGAUGCAAUAUAUGAAAAAUGGGACAUUCUGGAACUGCUGGUCAGGGGACUUUGUCGCCCUGUGCAUUAAAGGGCCAGAUUUUCAGCAGCCAAGGACAUCCAUACCCAAGUGAAUGUGAUGGGACUUAAAGAAGUGAACUGAGACAAUUCACUCUGGCUGUUUGAACAGCAGCGUUUCAUAGGAAGACAAAAAAAGAUCAAUCUUGUAUUUUCUGACCACAUAAAGGCUUCUUCUCUUUGUAAUAAAGUAGAAAAGCUCUCCUCACUGCAGUGUUGACUUUGAUUUGAAAUUGUGACAUUAUUUCUCCAACAUGAAAAAUAAAGGGAAAAAAAGAAGUUUUACAAAUAUCAAACUGAAUGGUGACUAAGCAAUUUAAAAUGAAAUCCUUUUUUUUUUUUUCCCAACUUUUGCCAAGUAAUGUAAUGGAGCCAUAUGCCAUUUCAUUUGUAGGUUAAAAACUUAGACAUUCUCAGUAUUAGCCAAGUUCAAAACAGAAAACUGUUUUUAAAUGGAUUAUGGCAGCACUAGAAAUAAAAUGCCCCGAACACUCUUGGGACCCAAUCAGAAUACUUUCUUUUAUGCGAAAUUUCUUGAUAGACCUUUGGGAUAUAUCUUUAAGAGGUAAUGUGCAAAUUUAAGGUAAGUCAAAAAAAGGGAGUGGGACAGAAUUUCCCUUCAGUUUGCUGGCAUGGAUAUGUGUGAGUUAUGGAUUCUUUUCCAUCUAAAGACAAAUAAUGUAUUUUAAAAUGCCUGAAGGCUGAAGAUACCAAAGCAGAACUAGAGAGAGAGUGAAGAAAAAGAGGCUGUGAGUUUUGAUUAUUUAAAUUUUCAUUUUAUAUUUCUAUGUAGAGUGAAAGUUGGUUGACAUUUACCAAAUCAUGUUUGAAAAUGAAACGUUUAUGACAUUGCUGUGUUUAUGUAUCAGGAAUAUAAAGUGACUUAAAAUUUAACUUUUUCUAUGUAUUUUAAGAUAUGAAAAACUGACAUAAAAAUAUCAACAUUUUUUUAUCUUUCAGAAUUUAAACCAAAGCAUUUCCUUAGUAGGAAAGAUGGCACUUAUGUAAUUAUAGUUUUAACUAUUGUACAAAAAAAAGUCUUCACAGAAAAACUACACCAUUUUUAACAUAAACCAGAAUAAAAUCCUAGAAAUUGAUAUCUUAAAAAAAGUAAAGAUUACAUGUUUUCAUAAUAAUUCAAUUUGUAAAGCAUAACUUUUCCUACAAAACCAUGAGAAGGGUGGGAAGAAAAAGACAACAGGAAGGAAUCUUUAUUCUUAUGAGUACAAACAUAACAAAGGAUCUAGACAAAGUCUCAGCUAAAGCAGAUCAUGAUUGGUACUGUAUGGAUGACUCAGAAAAACAAUAUAGAUAGCCCUUAUCAAGUGCUUUGUUGCCUUGGCUCUAAUUUGUUCUUUUUUAACUGCCAUAUGUAGAGUUGUAAGUGCACUAUUUCCCAGUUUUCUGAGUUUUUUCUUACCCUGGGCCAUCAAAACAAGGAAACCAGUUUUUUAUAACUUGUUAAGAUCCGAAGGUACCAUGUCUUGACUUCAACUCCAAGUUUAAAAAUUCUGUUUGAAACCUUUUAAAAAUACUACAUUAAACUCUUUAAUAUAACACAUUGUUACAUUCCUUAGUUUUAUGAUUUGGGGUUAAACAUGUUCAGAAGUUGACAUAAACUAAUUUCACAUUUUCUUCCUUAGAUUUAAUUUAGUUAAUUUUUUCCCCAUGUAAUUAGUGACAUGGAUGUGUACACUGUGUUAAAUUUUUGAGAUUAAACCACAACCACAAUUGGCCUUCUGAAAACAAAAGCUAUUUAGUUGCAGCGGGAAGUCCUUUAAGCAACUUAGUUGUAAGUAUUUAUGUUUCUUGUUGUGGUACUAUAAUUUCUAUAAUAAAACUCCAUUUUCCAGGAUUUUUCAUUGCAUAAAUAGUUUUCCUUAGAUAUAAAAAAUUCUAAUUAAGAACUGAAGGUUUAUUUGAAUUUUUACAGUACAUAUAAAGCCAGCCACUUAAAUGGUCUUUUCCUUUUUGCCACUGAAAUUGGGACACCGUAGGUGCUUGAUGAAUACUUGUUGAUUGAAUGGUAUAAGUUGACAAUUCAAUUUGAAAAUAAAAUGUACAUAUUAAAGCUUUGGGCUUUGAAAUAAUUACAAUCUUUUGCUGUAAUUUCAUUUUCACAAUAAUUUGUUUUGUUUUCAAUUAAGUUGCAAAAAUUUCAGCUUUUUCCCACUCUCCCAUUUCUAGCAGAUUCCUCAUCUGAAUCUCCUUGCCUCCCUUUCAUUCACAAACCAUAGAUCUUCCAUUCUGUUAUAUCCAUUGCUCAUAAAAUAUAUGGUAUCUGAGCAUGGCUGCGAAGGAGGAAUCUCAUAGUUCAUUUAACUUAGAUAUGCUUAGUAACAUCAAUUUUGUGAAAAGUUGCUGAAAACCUGAAUAUGCAUGUGUGUAAACAGAAGAUACCGGUACUGAGUGCUCUCUUAACCAUGGUUUGUCUAUGCAGUUAAUAAAGAAGACCUAGAAAUAUACCCACUAACUAGGUUCCAUUAAGACAGUCUUUAGAGAAUAAGACAUAUCUCGGUGUCUUUACUUUUUAAAAGCUGGGUUCUAAUGACAUCUUGAGGCGAGGCUCUUUUUGCCACUGGCAUUACCAGUUAAUUAGAUCAUACCAUGCAUACAUGACAAAGCUGGGCGAUAAAGCAAACAAUUGAAAGUAAAAAUUGGGAUCUAAAUUGAACCUAGUAGUUUGGUAUAUUGAGUUGAAUCACAUAGGAUACAUUGAAUCAGGAUAAUUAUUUGGUGUUUGCUCUUUGGUUGCUAAAACUAUAAAAGAAUAAAGGAUGGCAGAAUAUGACAUGGCUAAAGAGUGGUUAAUAUGUAGGUCAAUGUGAAUUGUGAUUCUGCUGCCAAAAGUACUAAUGUAAUCUUAGGCUACAUUAAGUGCUCAGAACAAGGUAAGGUGCCAGCUACACUUGAAGUGGUCAUGCCAGCCAUUUGAAAGUUGAGGUCCAGUUUGGAUGCUGUCUUUUAAAAGCUUCCUUGACUGGGAAAAUAGAAGGCAUGCUUUCCAGCUGCAAAGCAAUAGACGGUUGUACAUACAUUGUUGUAUCCCGUCUUUUGAAUAGCAUUAUGAGGUAGAUUUUAGUAUGCCCAUUUUACAGUUUGCAAAUUUAAAAUGUUAGACAAAAAGGAAGUAAUGGCACUAGAGAAUAAACUUUGGAAACUUGUCUUUCUUCAAAUUAAGAGCUGUCAAUGAAAGGCAAGUCAAGCUCAUUUGUGUGACUGAAGAGAACUAGGACCAGUAAGAGAAGGAUUUCAGUGAAAUAUAAAAAAUUAACUGAAGAAAUUAGUUUCCAAUUUUGAAAUGAGUUGCUCUGUAAGAUGUUAGAGUCAAGCUCAUAGAACAUAAUCAAGGACAGACCGACUAAACAAUGUUGUGUGUAUAAGGUAAGGAGUUGAACUGGAUGAUCUUGAAUGUUUCUGUGGUUCUUUGAAAAAGUGCUGAGGGGAAUGGAAUGAUUGCUGUAUUUCAGCAAAUCUAAUUGCCAACAGUUGAAAGGCACACCAUUAUUUCACGCACCACUAAGAAGAAAAAGUAGCCCAAUUAAACUAUGACAAGCCAUCAAUUGUAAAAUGCAUCCAAAUUUCAAAGAUGUGUGGAAAAAAUGUGUAUCUUAGAACUGAUGAGUGCUUGGAAAAGAGACAACUAAAAGACAGUUAAGUUCAUCAAAAACAAACAAAAUAUUAUUUUAAAAAAGGCAGGUGGGGUGGAGACAUGACAGCUGUCUUCAAAUAUUGGAAGGACUUAAAUUAGGAGGAGGGCAAGUCUCAAACCAGCAGGUGGAAGUUAAGUGAGCAGAUUAUGGUUGUAUAUUAAGGUGCUGUGCCGCAGCAUUAGCUGCUUCGUAAAAUAAGGACCAUAUCAAUAAAAAUGUUCAAGCACAAACUGGAUGACUGUCAGAAUUGCUCUUUACAAGCUUGCCUUUUUGAGUGAAAAGUUGGAUUUGGUGACUUUUAGGCCUUUUUUCAACUCUUUAAGAUGUUGAUAUCUUUUUCUUGUUCUGAAAUUGGGGAAUAUGAUAUCAUCAAGGGCUAGAAAGUGUAUAAAGCACUGAACCAGCCUUAGGUGUGCUGUUCUGUGAGUCGUGGAUAAGUUCACUUUAAAUUACCGCUCUAUCUUUUGAAAGAAAUUUAACCAACAAAGGCUGGCUAAAGGGCGACUGUAUUCAGCUUACCUGGCUGUUGUUUUUUAACAUUAGGAACAGGAACAUAAAACUUAAUAGUAAAUCAUUUGUAUGUGUAUAUUCAGAUUUGUAUAUUUAUCUUAGUUUUACAUUCAAAGAAAGGAACAAAAUUUUUGAUGUUUUGAGGUAAAUGUGUAGCCUCGAAUUACAGGUGGCAUUAGUGUGCCAUCUCCUGUUUCCUGCUACAGUAGUGAUCACAUGCAUUAGAUUUUGCAAUACUCCUAUUUCUUAAAAAGAAAUUUGAUCAUUAAGUUUGAUGUUUAAAAGGCUCAAUUUGGAUUGAAAUAGCACCAGAAACUCACCAGAGUCAAAGUUAUCCUCUAGUUAGGAAAUUAAUGUGCAUGAGAGUCAUCUGGAGAGCAUGUUUAAAACGUCAGUUUUAGGCCUCAUCUACGGGCAUUCUGAUUUUCAGAUGUCUAGGGAGGUGCUAUGGAGCCAUGGUGGCACAGUGGUUAAGAGCUACAGCUGCUAACCAAAAGGUCGGAAUCAACUUGAUGGCAAUGGAUUUGGUUUUUUCUUUUUUGGUAGGGAGGUGCCAUAAUACUUCAGCAAAUAUCGUAAGUCAUUUAUCAUAAAAACUCAAUAUUCAGAGUCUUUAAAAAGCUAAUGAUUUCCAUUGUUAACUAGUUUUCCCUUAGUCAUUUAAAUGACUUCCUGAAAAUGUUAUGAAAUUUACAAUGAUAGUGUACUGUUAACCAUAAUUCUGUUUUGAAAACCCAAAAUACUGCAUAAGUAGUCUAAUAGCUUAUCACCAGUUGACAUGUUAAAAUAUUUUCUCUAAUAAUAAAACUAUCUUCUGUGUAAAAAACCCACUGCCAUCAAAUCAAUUCUGACUCAUAGCGGCCCUAUAGGACAGACUAGAACUGCCCAUAGGUUUCCAAGGAGCGGCUGGUGGAUUGAAACUGUCGACCUUUUGGUUA
Messenger RNA from Trichechus manatus latirostris (Florida manatee), 7683 nucleotides. It is a transcript of the gene CNOT2, whose product is annotated as CCR4-NOT transcription complex subunit 2. NCBI's taxonomy places the organism in Eukaryota, Metazoa, Chordata, Mammalia, Sirenia, Trichechidae. Gene Ontology annotation, cellular component: P-body; CCR4-NOT core complex. The coding region runs from base 142 to 1737 and encodes 531 amino acids. The transcript is spliced from 17 exons. The record is from RefSeq and is a predicted model, not a curated record. Gene Ontology annotation, biological process: regulation of stem cell population maintenance; nuclear-transcribed mRNA poly(A) tail shortening; regulation of DNA-templated transcription.